This is a messenger RNA of Cotesia congregata, 1320 nucleotides long. Lineage: Eukaryota; Metazoa; Arthropoda; Insecta; Hymenoptera; Braconidae. The record is from the annotation of a GenBank genome assembly.
AUGGGCUCGUCACAGAGUGUCGAAGUACCUGGUGGUGGAACUGAGGGUUACCAUGUCCUGAGAGUUCAAGCUGGAUCACCGGGCCACAAAGCCGGACUUGAGGCAUUUUUUGACUUUAUUGUGUCUAUUGGGAACAUCAGGCUGGACCAAGACAAUGACACGCUAAAGGACAUAUUAAAAUCAAAUGUAGAUAAAGAAUUACAACUGACAGUUUACAACAGUAAAAAUCAAACUGUCCGACAAACAACAAUAGUACCGAGUUUGACAUGGGGUGGACACGGUUUGUUGGGUGUCAGCAUACGUUUUUGUUCAUUUGAAGGAGCUAAUGAAAACGUAUGGCACGUAUUAGAGGUUCAUCCGUCGUCACCAGCUGAGCUGGCUGGCCUCAGAUCCUUCACUGACUAUAUUAUCGGCGCUGAUUCGGCUCUGCAUGAAAGCGAAGACCUAUUUACGCUAAUUGAAGCCCAUGAAGCUAGGCCUUUGAAACUGUAUGUCUACAACACUACUGAUGAUUCGUGUCGGGAGGUUACUAUUACGCCAAACUCCAAAUGGGGAGGAGAAGGCAGCCUUGGUUGUGGAAUCGGCUACGGGUAUCUUCAUAGAAUACCUAUUAGAAAUUUAUUUGACAAUAAAUUAUAUCCAAACCCAUAUCAGACCAACGUUAAAACUCCGAUUGCAGCACAAGCACAGCCAGUUAAUUAUAAGCCACCGGUUAAUAACAAUCCUGCUGUUACAACAGUACCUCCAGGGUUUACUAUUCCACCUGAUUAUGUUUCGACUACUGCUGAAGUAAUGCAACCUGGUGAAACUUCUACAGUUGUUACACCGACGAUACCAACGAUACCCAUCCCUACGGUACCAGUGCCCCAAUCAAUGCCGAUAGAUACGUCCGCACCACCUAAGUUCAUCGAUCCCGCUAUUGCUGGUGCGACAACAACUACCAGUUCAGCCGCCAAUUUCUUCAAUCAGCCUAAUUAUUUACAAAAUGCAGAGCAAAUGUAUCAAAGUACACCAAGUAUACCCGGCAUGCCAGUAGCACCACCAGCCCAAGCAUUCCUUGUGGAUACAUCAAUUCCAGAGUCAUCGCCGAGUCUUCAAUACAGUUUCAAUUCACCACCAAUGCCGCAACAAACGAACAUGUCAAAUAUGCCGUACUUAUCACAGCCCCAGGUGGUAACGACACCAAUUUCACUUCCUGGCAUGCCUCCCAUCACCGUUUCAGCAAGCUUACCACAAACCAGCAACUUCUUUCCAAUGCAAGAUCAAAAUCAAAUGACAAACACCACAAAUGUUCCUAUGACUUCUGCUACGGCACAAUAA